Eimeria maxima is the source of this 981-nucleotide messenger RNA. RefSeq lists its product as hypothetical. NCBI's taxonomy places the organism in Eukaryota, Apicomplexa, Conoidasida, Eucoccidiorida, Eimeriidae. The coding region runs from base 1 to 981 and encodes 326 amino acids. The transcript has 7 exons. The record is from RefSeq and is a predicted model, not a curated record.
AUGGAUGAUAGCGACAGCAGCUCGGAGGGGUCUCUGGGCUCUGCUUCAUCAAUAUCAUGCCGAAGCCCGGAUGACAGCAGCAGCAGCAGCAGCAGCAGCAGAUCCCACAGCAGCAGCAGCAGCAACCGCAACAGCAACAGCAGCAGCAGGACACUUGGUAUGGUAUUAACAGGAGAUAUAGAUGAAGCAACAGCAGCACUACAAAAAAGAAUAGAGAUAGUAGAUGAUUCUGCUGCUGCUGCUGCUGCAGCAGCAGCAGCAGAUAAUUCAGGUGUAUCUGCUGCUGCUGCUGUCAGCAACCUAAAAGAAAAACACAUUGCUAUGAUCAGCAAUCUCUCACAAAGAGAAAUACUAGCAGUAGAAGGGAAAACCCUUGAUGAUGUUCUUGCUGAUGUUGCACCAGAGGUUGCAGCAAGAGUUGAACAGGUUGCAGCUGAGCAAGCAGCAGCAGAGGCUGAGGAUUCAGAUGCUGCUGCAGCAGCAGCAGCAGCAGCUGCAGCUGCUGCAGCAGCAGCAGCAGCAGCAGGAGAUGAUGAUGAGCCAACUCCUGAGCAACUUAUUAACAUUGCUAAGUUUGUUCCCCUGAGACUUACCUAUGAAGAACGUCGUUGUUUACGUUUAUUAGAAGGAGCAUUAGAGGUAUCUGAAUAUAGCGAUAAAGUAGAUAUAAUUUGUACAAAUAAAACAAAAAAAAUCGUCAAAGAAAUUCGUCAUCUUUGUGCUCUUCUUGUUGGUCUACUUAUUGCUGAUGAUUUUGUAAAUACUGUUUAUUCACUCUUGGCCUCAAAGAAAAAUGGAUUGGCCCUCCUUAAGGAUCCUCUUGUUCAUAUUGCUACUAGAGAGAUAAUGCCCCAGAAUAAAACAAGAGCACAAAUAGAUAAAGAAAUAAAAGAAAAAGAAGCAGCAAUAAAAACCCUUACGCGUAAAUAUGCAUCUAAUCAACCCGUCAAACAGAAAGCUCUAUUUGGACUCAGGGUGUAA